Molecule: messenger RNA, 3352 nt
Organism: Drosophila ficusphila
Lineage: Eukaryota; Metazoa; Arthropoda; Insecta; Diptera; Drosophilidae
Gene: Tti1
Exons: 5
Coding region: 83-3322 (1079 amino acids)
Biological process (GO): chromatin remodeling
Cellular component (GO): cytoplasm
Source: RefSeq, a predicted model, not a curated record
UCAAAAUUGCUUUGCUGAUUUUGCCGGGUUUUGUUUUGGGUUUAUACAUAUAAGUUUUGUAUAUUUAUUACCGGCUGCCAAGAUGAUGCAUCUGGAGCGGUACGUGACAAAAAUAAAGCCCGCCAUUGAGGGCUUUAUAAAGGAGCCCAGCAAGGACACGCUGUCCGUGGUGGAGCGCGAAAUCGAAGGAUUCAAUUUUGGGGAAAUGCGUAUUUAUCAGGUGCAAACAGUGGUGCCCUUGGUGGUUAAACUAGAUGAGCUAACCGGGGAAAACCAGGAACUACGCACCAGUCUGAUGAAUUGCCUGAGCAACAUUGUCUCCCAAACUUACCUGGCGGACGAAAAGGGUCUGCGCUCCAUCCUGGUGGUGGUGCUACAGCAGGUACGCGACUCAAAGGCAGCUGUCAUGCGACCAAACCUCUCCGAGGAGAUCAAAUUAGCGGCCAUUCAGUGCAUAUUUGAAGCACUGCGUCGCUCAACCACCGAUGUGCUUGAAUCCUUCUACACGAAGGAAACGGCGAUGGUGAUUGGCCAGAUACUGAUUAUGCUAUUGGAAAUAAUUGAACAAGAAAAGUAUCGCAAACUAGUUCAGUCAGCCAUCCAGUGCCUUAUGGUGGUUUUCUAUGUACACGACGAGUCUGAUCAUGUGGAUGUCGUGCUGCGUAGCCAGGUGGCAAAUACCAUAUUUAUUUUUCUGCCCAAAGUCCUUAUAGUGCUGUUUAAAACCUCAUUAAAAGAUGAUAAGGUCGGCGAGACCCUAAAAUCGAUGGCUAUUCAAGCCCUAGGGCGCAUAAUCUGCAUUAUGUUCGAGGAAACCACUGAUGAGUUUAUGAAAAUGCGCUACGAUGUAUCAGCAUUUAGAAAACUGUUCAAUAGCUCAAAGGACAAUAUAGCCGAGCAAACUGAUUUCAUCUUUUUUGGAAGCAAAAAAGCGACCACCGAACAAAAUGAGGAAAGGCUGCAUCAAAUGCAAACGGAGCCAAGAUCUGUCCAAUGGGUAGUGGCGACGUCACGACGCCUACGACCAAUCUUUGUGGAGAUGAGUAUACUGCGGGCGCAUACCGCCUUGAGGGUGAGGGAAAGCUUCUCUGAAGUGUGUUGCCUGCUGCUCAAGCAUUGUGCCCACAAUCUGAGAAGCAAUUUUAUCCAUGUACUAGAAAGCGUGCUGGCUUUGUCAGAGGACGAGAAUGAAAAGAUAUCUAGGCGGUGCAGAGAAACCCUGAAUUUUCUCCAGCAGCAGCCCAGCAUCCAGGGAAUAUUCGACGAGAAUGCUGAGAUGUUGCUAGAUGCUCACCUCAACAAGUGGCCUCGCAUUCUACACCGCUGCGAGGAUAAUGAGCAAUUCGCCGAGCUACUUUUCUUCAAGGGAUUUCUGCGCAACGUCAACACCGAAAAGUUGCAAUUACUGCUGCUAGUCCCUAAAAACCUAGAGAUGUUUGUCAACUGUCUGUUGGCAGCUCUUGACCAGCAGCCCACUAGAGACCUUCUAAACGAAGAGUAUAGCCUUCGUCGCAUCCAAAAGGGUGAAUCCAAAGGUCUGGCUGCCGAACUGGCCAAACUGCCAUGGCGCCAAUUUAAGCAUCUUGCCUCGAAGCGCACAGUGGGCAUUCUGUAUGAUAUUGGAGCCCUUUUGGGAGCUCAGCCUUCUAUUAGUCGUCUAAUCUUCGACUACUGUCAAGAGCUUAUUCAGCAAAGGUCCUCUUCCAUGAACGAGUGUGUGUUGCUCAUUACUCUGAUGGUUACUCCGCAGGAAAAGAAGGCUCGUGAAAGUCGUUUGGUGCUUGCUAAUCUUUUCCUGGACCAGAUUCUCCGGGACGAACACUGGAACCUGGCUCUCCAACCAGAUGCAGCUUGGCGUCUGAAAGUCCAUAAGCCCACCCACUGGUUUGAGGAACAUACUCCCGGUCUCUAUUCAUCGGCUGUGGAGGUGCGCACCCAGGACUGCGAUUCUGACGACGAGCAGACGGAGGUGGUCGGCAGUAGAGUGACUAUUGCAGACGCACAGUUCAAUGUGCUGCACACCUGCUUGAUUUUGGACGCCGUGGGGCACUGUGCCAGCUUUAUUGGCGACACCUUCGACAGGCAUAUAUUUUUGAGUCUGCACAAAGUCCUUCUCAAAGUGGCUAGCAGCAACACUAUUGUUCACCAAGCGGCUAGUUUCGCGUUUGUUUCUAUGCAGUACGCUCUUAGAUAUGCGGAACCUUCUCACUUCAUCGAGUGCUCUACUGACUACAUCACUUUCCACCUAAAUUCGCUGCUGAAACGGUCACCUGAUAGCACCGCCGCUGUGGACAUUCUCACCGUGGUACUGCAGUACAGCACUCGGGGCAACGUUCCGCAUCUAGAUAGCUUAUUUCAUACCAUACGCGAGGAAUGCUCGAAAUCGCAUCAGUCUGCAAAUGUGCACUCCUAUCUGCGCGUCUUCAAAGCAUUCCUUAAUCACGUUUCCGACUGGCAAGUUGAUGCAGCUGCUGAAAUUAACGCAGAGCUGCCAAUGCAAGUGGAUGAGGAAAAAAGUGUUCUGAGCACAUGGUUAAGUGUCCUUAAUAGGCCGCAGUUAAUGGAUGAUCUUAACGGCGACGCUGACAUGGCGGAAGAGCCGUCGAAGAAUGAGGAACAAGUUGAAGAUACAGAACCAGAACCCUCAAAGCCUGUUUUACCGCGCCAUGUAGAAAUGGUAAAGGAUAUGUUGGGCCAAGUUAUCAAAUUUAUUUCUACCGCUAAUCAGGCGCAGCAGAUUGCAGCUCUUGAAUGCUUCUCCAGUGGCGUGGCUCUGUUGGCGGACUAUGAAAACGAACUAUUGCCAUUGGUGCAUCUGGUAUGGCAGCCGCUCACCGAAAAAUUCCGUCAAAAAGACGCAUUGGUACUGAAUCGUUGCUUCACUUUGCUGCACUUGCUGGGCGUUCAUGCGAAGGACUUUAUAUUAAAACGAAGCCUUAGUGAUGUGAUACCACAACUGAAGCAGUUCCUCAGGACAGCUAGCAUGCACAGCAGCGUGGAAACCCAAAAAGCCCAGACUCAGGAAUACAAACUACAAUUAAAAUUACUCCAGAGUCUAGCAGACUUUAUACUUGGACUUCAGAUCGAGGGAAAACAUCUUCACGAACUGAUGUCCACGGUGGUGCUUUACCUGUCGCAAACUCAACCGCAAGAGCUGCAGACGCCUGCUAGGGAAUUUUUCAUCCAGCUUGUUUCCUACAACGGACCCUUUAUCUAUGUGACGCUGUUGCAGCGGGCGCAUCUCAAGGAUUACCAGGCAAAUGUUAGCCAGAUCUUUGGAGUCAUGGGUUUUAGCAUAGCUAGUGGAAUCGACCUCGAUUAAUAAAGACAGACCGUUUUUAUUAUUUCACAA